UAUCUGAAGGAUGUUAAAUUGCCAUGCAUAGAUGCUGAUGUGAGUCUUUUGAUUGGAAACAAUGCAUACAAGGCCAUGGAACCCUGGAAAGUGAUAAACAGCCAGGACAGUGGACCAUAUGCAGUGAGAACACCACUCGGUUGGAUAAUAAAUGGACCCCUCAGAGAUCCCAAUGGAGCCUGCUCAGAAAUGGAAAAGCAACAACAGGUUACUGUUAAUAGAGUCAGUUUGGAAACAAUAGAAGAACUCACAAGGCAACAAUACAACCAUGACUUCCCUGAAAGAAACUGUGAUGACAAGUUGGAGAUGUCUCAUGAAGACAACCUUUUCAUGGAAAAAGUAACUAGCUCACUAAGUUCUAUCAAUGGUCAUUACUGUAUGAAGCUUCCUGUCAAACAUGAGUCUGUCACAAUGCCAUGCAACAAAAAAUUGGCUGAACAACGUGCAGUUAAUCUGAAAAGGAAAUUUCAAAGAAACCCAUUGUUCCAUGAUGAAUACAAAACAUUUAUUUCAAACAUGUUGGAGAUGGGCUACGCAGUACAAGUACCGAAUCAACAACUCAACAGACCGGAUGGAAGGAUUUGGUACAUACCACAUCAUGGUGUGUACCACCCUCGUAAAAAGAAGCUGCGUGUGGUUUUUGAUUGUGCUGCUUCAUUUCAAGGAACAUCCCUAAAUGACAUACUGCUACAGGGACCUGACCUUGCUAACUCCCUCAUUGGAGUCCUCACCCGGUUCAGGCAGGGUCCUAUUGCAAUGACAGCAGAUAUUCAAGCAAUGUAUCAUCAAGUAAAGGUUGCAAAUGAAGACACAGACCUUUUGAGGUUCUUGUGGUGGCCUGAAGGUGACUUCACAAGAACUUUAGAAGAGUUUAAGAUGAUUGUCCAUCCAUUUGGUGCCACAUCUUCACCUAGUUGUGCUAUGUUUGCACUAAGGAGAACAGCUGAGGAUAAUCAAAGCAAAUCAUCAUCAGAAACAGUGGAAACUGUACUAAAUAACUUCUAUGUUGAUGACUGCCUUAAGGCUGUGGAUACCACUGCUAAAGCCAUUGUUAUGGUUGAAGAAUUAACUGCAUUGUGUGCCACAGGAGGGUUUCAUCUAACUAAAUGGGCAAGCAACAGCCGUGAACUGUUGGCUACCAUCCCCGAAGAAGAGAGAGCAAAGGAGUUCAAAGAUCUGGACCUAAGUAAUGAUACAUUACCUAAGGAAAGAACGCUAGGAGUUCAAUGGUGCACUGAAAGUGAUGCUUUCACAUUUACUAUCAAUGUGAAAACCAGACCGAUGACAAGAAGAGGACUUCUCUCGGUGAUGUGCAAGAACAAACUUGGAUGGGAUGAAGAAAUACCUGAAGAAUUUGCAAGAAAAUGGAAAAAGUGGCUUGAUGAGCUUGACUUGCUUUCGAGCUUCAACAUUAACAGAUGCAUAAAACCACCUGAGUUCAAGUCUGUCAUUACAGCUAAACUGCAUCAUUUCUCUGAUGCAAGUGAGUUGGGAUACGGAACUGUCACAUAUCUCAGCUUAAAGAAUGAAGAAGGAAAAUUCCAUUCUGCUUUCAUCAUAGGAAAGGCCCGUGUUGCACCGAUAAAGCAGACUACAAUACCAAGAAUGGAACUUGCAGCUGCUGUCGUUGCUGUAAAAAUGGACAAAAUGUUGAGGAAAGAAAUGCAACUCGACUUACAAGACUCACAGUUUUGGACUGACAGCACUACAGUGUUAUCUUACAUCUCAUCUGAAACACACAGAUUCAAAACUUUUGUUGCAAAUAGAGUUGCAAUUAUAAGGGACAACACAAAACCAUCUCAGUGGAGAUAUGUUAAUACUUCCCUCAAUCCAGCAGACUGUGCAUCACGUGGGUUGACAGCUGAAGAUUUUAUGAAAAAUGAGAAAUGGAUAAAUGGCCCAGCAUUUCUUCAAAGUCUGGAAGAGUCAUGGCCUGAAGGUCAUGAAAGUAAACCUGUGGACCAAGAUGAUGUUGAGUUGAAGAAGAAACUAAAAGUAAACUUAACAUUGACAACAAGUGCUCCAUGCCCUAUUAACCAACUGAUUGAGUACUAUUCCAGUUGGUACAAGUUAAAAAAGGCUAUAGCAUGGAUGCUAAGGCUCAAAGAAAUCUUAUUACAACUUAGCCAGCAAAGACAACUCAUCCAAAAGACAACCAGUAUGAUACGGUCAAGAGGAUGAAUGAGUAC
Messenger RNA from Gambusia affinis (western mosquitofish), 2189 nucleotides. RefSeq lists its product as uncharacterized. The record is from RefSeq and is a predicted model, not a curated record. The coding region runs from base 76 to 2181 and encodes 701 amino acids. The transcript is spliced from 2 exons. Lineage: Eukaryota; Metazoa; Chordata; Actinopteri; Cyprinodontiformes; Poeciliidae.